This is a messenger RNA of Linnemannia hyalina, 1635 nucleotides long. The record is from the annotation of a GenBank genome assembly. Lineage: Eukaryota; Fungi; Mortierellomycota; Mortierellomycetes; Mortierellales; Mortierellaceae.
AUGUCGCCGAACCAGUUUCAGGCCAAGGCUUCUUUCGCUGGUCACCAACGCGCCUCAGACGCUCUGCCGUACAGCUGCAUUUAUGGAUACGAGGCACCAACGGACAAGGCAACAGAAGAUAACGACAAGAACAAAGUCAUUGUUCAUUAUGUGGCAUUCAGUGGGCCCGAUCUGAGGAACCCCAGUGCGGCAAAAAGAACAACAGCGCAGUUCCUGUUUGAGCGGACCGAGGAUGCCGACAGGUUUUUCCAGACAGCCAGGGACCUCGGAGCAUUCCCAAAACCAAGACGCAUUUUGCUGCUGGUGAACCCGAACGGUGGCGUCGGCAAGGCCAAGCGAAUCAGUGACACGGUAGUCAAACCCAUGCUUCAGCACUCUGGACUCACCGUCAAGGAACAAUAUACAGAGUACGGUCGACAUGCGGUCGAUAUUGCAGCCAAGGUGGAUCUGGACGAGGUCGACUCGUUGGUAGUUGUCUCUGGCGAUGGAGUCCUGCAUGAGGUCAUCAAUGGUCUAUUGUCGCGCCCUGACUGGGACCGAGCCAGGAAGACGUCUAUCGGAAUCGUGCCUGCAGGAUCAGGAAAUGCGAUUGCUGCUUCACUCGGUGUCGUCAGUCAGCUCGUGGCGACACUUACUGUCGUUCGUGGAGAGACGUCCAAGCUAGAUAUUUUUUCGCUGUCUCAACUCAACAGACCAAGGAUCUACUCCAUGCUGUCCUUCAGCUGGGGUAUGAUGGCCGAUGCCGACAUCGAGUCUGACAAUUACCGCUGGCUGGGUCCAUUGCGGUUUGACGUGGCAGGAUUUAUUCGGAUGAUCAGAUUGCGACGAUACCCCGGAAAAGUCUAUGUACUUCCACCAAAACACCAGCAGAACCCUUCAACAACUAAGCAACAACUAACGCCGCCACAAUCCCCAUCCCACAAGCGAGAACCCGAGUCUCGAUUCCAGCACCUUCUCGACAGCAACAUCAAGGAACCACCCAAACCAUGGAGUGUUAUCCCCAAUAUGCCCUUCUACAGCAUGCUUCUGCUGCUGAACUGUCCCAACGUGGGCGAGACUAUCUUUUUCACGAACACCAUCCGGUUCAACGACGGAAUCAUGCGGCUCUGGUACUCAGCCGAGACGCGGUUCUGGAAGAUCUUGAUGCCCUUCAUCUUUGACCAGCAGAACGGCAAGAUGGUCGAGCGGGACUUGAUGAAGGAUCUGGAAUGUGGAGGGAUCUUGAUUGUCCCCGGAGUUGAGGGUAAGCCUGACGAUCCGUCGACACAUAAGGUUAUCGAGCCUGAUUGGGUUACCUCCCCAGCAGCAAAGGCUCAGAAUAUCUACCAAAAUCCUGGGCUUUUUGAUGUCGAUGGAGAACUCAUGCCAACCGCCAGGACAUUGAUCGAAGUCCACCCCAGUCUGAUGAAUAUUCUUGUCCCAGAGUGGCUGUACCACAAGGACGAUGAUAACUCAACGGCGAGAGCACAUGAGACUGCGGUGAUCCAGGCGAUAAAGGCUCAGCAGAAGGUUCGUUCAAGUUUUGGCGGUAUUUUGGUUGCAGCCACUGCUGUCGCUGUUGCUGCUGCUGCCGUCUUUUUGUCGGUCGACGGCCAUUCUCCUGUCGAGUUCCUUCGAUCCACUCUUCAGCUUUGA